Molecule: messenger RNA, 2242 nt
Organism: Hydractinia symbiolongicarpus
Lineage: Eukaryota; Metazoa; Cnidaria; Hydrozoa; Anthoathecata; Hydractiniidae
Exons: 7
Coding region: 478-1287 (269 amino acids)
Source: RefSeq, a predicted model, not a curated record
CGGCAAAGUGUUCAACUUCACAAAAUACAUAACUGAUAACUAUUGUUUUCUUUAUAUGUUACGUUAUGUAAAUGAUAAUAACCAUUCUCGUCCCCAUAGGUCCUUGAGAUUAAAACCUAGAGCCCUGGGGUCGGGAAUGGAUUAUGACAACAGGUUGAGAUGUAUUGUAUAUCUAUUUUUUAGAUUUAAUUUGAGUUGUUUACAUCCUGUCACCGCGCACCUAAAAAUCAUUGAAUAGAAUUGCUAAUAAAUUAGUUAAAAAAAACAGGUGGUUUGUACAGAUUCAAGCAUUCAGGAAAUUGUGAAAAACGUACUGUACAAUUCUUAAUUCAUCUCGCGUUAGAUACUAAAAUUACUGAAUAAAGAAAAUAAUUCAAAAGUUCGUAAAUAUUUGAAAGUUAGCGAGAAAUAAAUUACAAAUUGAAAAAAGACAGAAUCAAAAAGGACGGAAGCAAAAGGAAAGAUUUGUCAACAAUCAUGUCUUGUGUUUUCUUGGUUUUGAUGCUGGCAAACCAAUAUGUUUUUAGUGAAGCAUCAACUUGCGAAUCAAAAUACAAAUGUAAAGAGUCAAAAACAUCCGCUGCAUUUGCUUACAUCAGCAUGAAUAAACUCAACAAUACAAAGUUAAAUGGAACCGUACUAUCAACACAUUAUGUUGAAAAUACAACCAGAUGUAAUAAACUGUGCGCAAUGCAUGAUGGGUGUUUUUCAACCAAUGUUGGCCCAAACAAUGCUUCAACAUUUGCAUGUGAGUUACUUGGUGAAGACAGACGCACGAAUGCUGACUUAGUUGUCAAUGCAACUGGAUGGUCGCUUUUCACGACAGCGUGUAGAUGUGACGACAAGCCAUGUAAACCAAACAUUGAAAAGUGUUUUCCACAUUAUCGAAAUGAUUCUUACAAAUGUGUACUUUCAGAUCCAUAUUACCUCCCGUUAAUGAAUUUCACAUUUGAUGAAAGUUUUGAAUGCUCUGGUUGUGAAGCAAACUAUCGGGAUCAGACAGCGUCUAAGCGAAUAAACGUCCCCGAUCGAACCACAAGGGUAUUGUACCUCCCUCAAACUUUUGAUGAAGGAGAUGGAGGUGUCUUAUCUGCAGAAGGAUGCCUAAAGAACCUUUCAUCAGCAUUUCCUGGAAAUUGUGACAGCGAUGGUUUGGUAUUUUCAUUCUGGUACAGAACGUUUAUGCGCUUCUUUGGAAAUGAGGUUAUCUAUAUCUUACAAUCAUUUGGCGAUGGUUAUGCAAUCACUUUAAACAAUCGAAAUGUUGAAACCAAAACUGGCGAAUGAAAGUUUGUUUAUCGAACAGAAAACUAUAAUUAUAUUCUUGAAGGCUAUCACGGUUCGGAUGCAUCUGAGUGGGUUCAUGUACUUCUCAAGUUUGACAUUGCUAAUGAUUUGUUUUCUGUUUUUAUUAAUGGUGUCCAUGCAGGUGAUGGAGAAAAGCAUUCAAGGACAUCACGUACUAUCACAUACACUCAGCUCAAGAUGGCUUGGAAAUACAACAGUGGGAAAAAAUUUUGUGCUAUGUUUGAUGAUGUGGUUUAUUACAAUCGUUUACUCUCAAAUGAAGAAAUUCAUAAUCUAUACGAAGAGCAAUCAAAACAUUAAUUAACGACAUAAGGUGCCGGCAUAAACACAAGUUGUCGACAUAAGAUGUCGACAUAAAUACAAGUUGCCGACAUGAGGUGCCAGCAUAAACAAAAAUUGCCGAUUGAAUUAUGCGAGAGAAUGUUGGAGUUGACAGCAGAUUUUUUUGAAUUAUUGAUUUGCUAAAUGUUUAUUGAUUUAUUAAUUUUGUUUCACAGCGCGUUCUCCACCAUUCUCUAGCUUCUUUGCGAAUCGUUAAUUUCUCAAACUGAAGAGAGUCUUCAUUCAUAGCAUAUUGAAAAAGAACAGGAAUAUCUUUUGGCUUCUACUGUAUUUUUAAUGUUGUUGGCACCGGCUUAGAAAGUUCUCUUACGGUUAAUCGAGCAUUGCAGUUAUUCAAUUUGUUCAAAUCCAGAAUGGCGCGUUUAUUCAAAGCGACUUUUUUAAUGGCACGCUGUAAAACGAGUAACCACACUUAGUGCACUAUUUUUCAAAUGUUUACUUAACAACACCAAUGUUUUAAUAGUUUUUUUGACAACAAUUAAAUUUGACUAUAAUAUCAUUUUUAUCCUUCUCUUCGAGCUCCCUAUGAAAUGGUACCAAGUAAUUAUUUGAUAAAUUCAAUUAUAAAUUUUACCAACCUGCUCUAAAAAUA